GCCUGGGUGAAGAUGGAGAGCUCAGGUGCUCGACUCUACGGGUCCCGAUGGGUUGAGUUUGUGUACUGUACCCUGUCGACCGAGGCCUCGCUAGAGAUUGUAGGGUUCCAGCGUACGCAGUGACCCGAGGGCUUUAUUUCGUCAACUGCUUCCGCUUCGUGCCCACCAUCUCCGUCGUCUACAAGAGCACAUGGAAUUGCUUUAUUGCGAGUCUACGCAGCCAUGCUCGAGAGCGCGGCUCGUGCCUUAGCUCUGGCUUCGGCAUGAUGCUUCAUCAAUGUCCUAUGUUUUAAUGAAUCGUAAUACAUUGAAAUGAAUGAAUGUUUUAUGUGGCUCUCAUCUCCUGGAUAGGGUUUGAGCCAGUG
Verticillium dahliae VdLs.17 is the source of this 365-nucleotide messenger RNA. RefSeq lists its product as uncharacterized. The record is from RefSeq and is a predicted model, not a curated record. NCBI's taxonomy places the organism in Eukaryota, Fungi, Ascomycota, Sordariomycetes, Glomerellales, Plectosphaerellaceae. Bases 13 to 123 code for a protein of 36 amino acids. The transcript has a single exon.